This is a messenger RNA of Pediculus humanus corporis (human body louse), 573 nucleotides long. RefSeq lists its product as uncharacterized. The record is from RefSeq and is a predicted model, not a curated record. Bases 1 to 573 code for a protein of 190 amino acids. Lineage: Eukaryota; Metazoa; Arthropoda; Insecta; Psocodea; Pediculidae. The transcript is spliced from 2 exons.
AUGAAAAUAUUUAAAAUUAAAAAAAAAAAUUUGUUAUCAUGGCGGACGUUAUGGUUUUUGUGCGGGUUGUUCGUGUCUGCGACAACCGGACAACAAUCAUCGAACGAAAACAAUUACAAUAGUAAAAAUCGAUUUUAUUCACCGUGGAACGUUCCGAAUCCUCCGUCCUCGCCUCAUCACGAUGGGUAUCACGGUAGCAACGUGGAUAAUAGUUUGGGUGGAACGCGAGAGCAACAACAACAACAACAGCAUUUGGCCGAUCACGGCAACAGCAUAGAUCAUAGAAUUUUUUCAACGGCGAACAAAUACGACGUCGUGACUAUCGAACCCGAAAUUCCAGGAGGGAGAAAUGAUAAAAACACGCCACUCUACGGUGGAACCAUUGACGGACCGAUAAGACUGGAAAAAAGCAAAAGUCCAUACGUCGUACGUGAGGACGUCAUCAUUGACAAGAAUGGAGAAAUGAUAAUUGAACCUGGAGUCACUGUUAAAUUUUCUCCAAUGGCCGUAUCGUUUCUCAUCGUUAUCAGAGAUAAUGAUUCGUUGGGUUGUUUGUAUUUACACGAGUCGUAA